UAGCGCAUACAAGUACAGCGGGCCGCGCGUGCACCUCAGUCUGCCGGCAACCGCGACGGGAGACGCACGUAUCUUUCGCGCGCGGACCGAAAUAUCCUCGUGGCCGACCGCGUGUCACAUCGACUAAUAUGAACACCAUAACCCAAAUAACGGCCCUCUUGGUCGUGGUGGCGCUGUCGUCAAGCAGCGUGGUCCAGUCACCCAGCGCGAAAGGAGACAACUUCGAGCUGCUCAUUCUCCACAACAAUGACAUGCAUGCACGGUUCGAGCAGACCAGCCAGCUCAGUGGCACCUGUACUGCUAAAGACAGGGAGGCGGGCAAGUGCUAUGGCGGCUUCCCGAGGGUCGCUUACGUGGUAAAGCAGGCGAGAGAAGCAGCAGCGUCAGGCCAAGGUCCACCAGUUCUGUACUUGAACGCUGGAGACACCUACACGGGAACUGCCUGGUUCACCAUCUACAAGUGGAAGAUUGCUGCCGAGUUCAUCAACGCUCUGCAACCUGACGCUGUGUCUCUCGGCAACAAUGACCUGAACACUGGACCUAACGAACCAUCUCCGUUCUUAAAUAACAUCAAUUCUCCUAUAUUGGCCUCUAAUGUUAUCCUUAGCAAUGAGAAAGACAACAAGAACAUACAAAAAUCCCUAAUUUUCAACAUCCAAGGAAGAAUGGUCGGUCUACUCGGAUUCUUAACACCUGAAAAUAAUGUUUUGGAUGGAACAAUUAACAUUGAAUACGUUGACGAGGUCAUCGCCUUAUCUGAAGAAGCUAAGAGGCUUCAAGAACAAGGCGUCAACAUUAUUAUUGCAAUAGGUCACGCUAGCGUGGAGAAAAACAUUGAAAUAGCUAAAGAAGUUGAAGGCAUUGACCUAAUUAUUAGUGGUAAUGAAAAUACGUAUUAUUGGAAUGGAAAUAAUGUAGGUACAGAAACACCACUUGAAGAACCUAUAGUCAUUGUUCAGGAGUCAGGAAAACGAGUACUGAUACUUCAAUCUCAAUCCUAUGACAAGUAUCUCGGUAGGGCGGACAUCAAAUUUGACUCUGAUGGAGAACUUGUUGAUUAUACCGCAGAUCCAGUUUUACUCGACACUUCCGUAGCGCAAGACGCGAAGGGGCUUGAACUAGUAUCAAAAUACCAUGAAGAAUUGACCACAUUUUCAGAAGAAGUUGUAGGGCAAACUGCCGUAGUCCUCGAUGGUGAGUCCUGCAAGACUGCCGAAUGUAACCUUGGAAAUUUGAUUGCCGAUGCCAUAAUGUAUUACUACGCAAUCAGAUACGAAGGAGAGACCUGGACUGAUGCUGCCAUUGCUUUCGUUCAUGGUGGUGCCAUAUUUGGAUCCAUUGCGCCCAGCAAUCGUCCUGCACCAGUGACAAGGGGCGAUUUAUUGUCAGCACUGCCGUUACAAAGUAACAUAGUUGCUGUAACGAUGACGGGAGCAAUCCUUAACCAAGUGCUAGAACAUUCUGUAGCUAACUACAGUAUUUCAAACCCUACCGGUCAAUUGCUCCAGUUUUCGGGGAUAAGGGCAGUUUACGAUAUCAGCAAAGAGCCAGGCUCUAGAUUAGUCAAUGCAGUGGCUCGGUGUUGGUCAUGUUUUGUUCCGGAAUCCUACGUCAUCGAUGAUUGGAGAACAUACAAAGUACUGAUGCCAGCGGCAUUGGCAAACGGUCAGUUUGGUUAUACAAUGCUGGUUGGUUUACCAGUAGAAGAAUUGGAGUAUGAUGAAGUGACUUGUCUUGCUGAAUUCAUAAGUUUGCGGUCCCCAGUGUACCCUGAUGUGGCUGAACGCAUCUCUUUGGGCAAUCACGAAUUAGAUAAUGGCGUGUCGGGCUUGACGCCUUUCAUCGAGAACUUGACGUGCCCUGUCCUCGCUGCCAACCUAGUUCUCAACAAAGUCCCUGAACUAGAAGCCGAGCCAAACCUCAUGAAAUCAGUCAUUUUUGACGUAAACGGGACCAAAGUGGGCGUCAUCGGAUACCUCACACCUGACACCAAAGUACUGGCUGUAAGAAACGAUGUGGACUACAUCGAAGAAGUACAGGCCAUAAAAGAAGAAGUGAAAAACUUGAAGCAACAAGGAAUCAAAAUAUUAAUAGCACUUGGACAUUCCGGUUUUACUAAGGAUCUAGAAAUUGCCAGAGAAGUCGAAGAUAUUGAUUUAGUUAUCGGCGGGCACACUAACACAUUCCUAUGGAAUGGAACAAGUCCCGACAUUGAAAAACCUGAAGGUCCCUACCCAAUGAUAGUGAAACAAGCGUCAGGAAGACGGGUACCCGCAGUUCAAGCCUAUGCUUACACAAAAUAUCUGGGAAAGUUACACCUAGUUUUCAAUACUGACGGGGAAGUCGUCAGUUUAAAUGGAAACCCAAUAUUGUUAGACAAAACCGUGCCACAGGACCCAGACGUAUUGGCAAUCGUCAACCGCUACAGCGGCGAAGUAAAGAAAGUAACUGAAUUAGUUGUAGGAACAACUUCAGUGGUACUAGAUGGCAACUCAUGUCGUUUACGAGAAUGUAAUAUGGGGAAUUUGAUAGCCGACGCAAUGAUAUACAAGUAUGCUUCUGAAUAUACUGGAUAUGGGUGGUCAGAUGCACCGAUCGCAGUGAUACAAGGGGGUGGGAUCAGAGCUUCUGUAGUUCACAUGGAUAUGCCAGCCAAUGUAACGAAGGGUGACCUAUUGACUGUGAUGCCAUUUGAUGGGAGUAUGUCUGUGGUAACCGUUCAAGGUGAAACUGUCUGGAAAAUGUUGGAGCACGCAGUAGCUUACUAUAAUACGAAAAGGGCGGUGGCAAAAUUUCUUCAGUUAUCUGGCCUAAGAGUUGAAUACGAUUUUGCAAAGCCGCCGGGAAGAAGGGUGUUGAGGGCAUCUGUGCGCUGUGGCCUAUGCAUUGUCCCAACGUAUUCCUCCCUUAAUAGAACGAAAACAUACAAAAUGCUCAUGACCUCAUUUCUUUCGAUGGGGGGUGAUGGAUUUUCGUCCCUUGGAAAUCAUGAGUUUGACAACGGUGUCAGCGGCCUCACCCCCUUCAUUGAAAACCUAACAUGCCCAGUGCUAGCUGCCAAUCUUGAGCUAAGCAAGGUUCCGGAACUAGAGAGAGAAACUAAUCUGAAAAAUACAAUUACAAUUGACAUAGACGGCACUAAAAUAGGAGUCAUAGGUUACCUAACACCCGAAACCAAAUUUUUAGCAGUAGAAAACGACGUUGAAUACAUUGACGAAAUCGUUGCAUUGAAAAAAGAAGUCGCCAACCUCCAGAACGAAGGCAUUAAAAUAAUAAUAGCACUAGGCCACUCUGGAUACCUGAAAGAUAUUGAAAUUGCAAAGCAAGUAGAGGGCGUUGACUUAGUAAUCGGUGGACAUACCAAUACCUUUCUCUGGAAUGGCACUAGCCCAGAUGCCGAAGAAAUUCAAGGCCCCUAUCCCACAUACGUUAGACAAGCUUCAGGUAGAACUGCUUUAGUAGUACAAGCGUAUGCGUACACCAAGUAUUUAGGAAAAUUACUUUUAGCCUUUGAUUCAGAAGGAGAGAUCGUCAAAGCUGAUGGUCAACCUAUUCUUCUUGAUAAUACCAUCCCUCAGGAUCCGGAUACAUUACAAAUUGUAAAUCGGUAUACAGCAGAACUGAAAAAUUUAACAGACGACAUUGUAGGAGAGACAACGGUUGUGUUAGAUGGGCUAAGUUGUCAGUUAAAAGAGUGCAAUUUAGGUAAUUUAAUAGCCGACGCUAUGUUCUAUACGUACACUGAAGGUUACAAAGGAGACCACUGGACUGAUGUUCCAAUCGCUAUGAUACAAGGUGGAGGUAUCAGAGCGUCUAUAGCACACGUCGACACUAAGACAAAGAUAUCUAAAGCUGAUCUAAUAACAGUUUUACCUUUUGGAGGUAACUUAACAAUAGUAACAGUAAAUGGUAGUAUUAUAUUAGAGAUGCUUGAGCAUUCUUCUCUCGGGAACCACGAAUUCGACGAGGAAGUCGAGGGACUUGUGCCCUUCAUACAUAACGUAACGAUUCCUGUAUUAGCUGCCAAUCUCAUCUUGGACAAAGUACCUGAACUUGAACAUGAACCAAAUUUACAUAAAUCCAUCAUCCUAUUGGUACAGGGCGUAAAAAUUGGAGUGAUAGGAUACUUAACACCAGAAACCAAAUAUCUAGCUCCAAAAAAUAAAGUAGAAUACGAAGAGGAAAUUAUCGCUAUCAGACGGGAAGUAGAGGCAUUGAAAAAACAAGAUGUUAAAAUAUUCAUUGCCCUUGGACAUUCAGGUUUCAUUAAAGACAUUGAAAUAGCAAAAAAUGUCGAGGAUAUAGACUUAGUGAUCGGGGGUCACUCGAACACAUUUUUGUGGAACGGACGGACAAACGAAAAGCCUGAAUAUCCAGAGGGACCAUAUCCUACCAUGGUGGUGCAACCAUCUGGUAGACGGGUGCCUGUAGUGCAAGCUUACGCGUACACCAAAUACAUGGGCAGGCUACAUUUGGUAUUUGACGCAGAUGGAGAAAUCGUAAAAUACGAUGGAACACCACUAUUACUCAGUCAAGAUGUACCAAACGAUAAAGAACUUUCAAUAACUAUCGACCGUUAUCGUACCGAAAUAGACAGAAUAAACAACGAAGUGAUAGGAAGUUCUUUGGUAGGUCUGGAUGGAAUAUGCCGCAUCAAAGAGUGUAACAUGGGAAACUUCAUAACGGAUGCCAUUUUAAACUACACUGCUAGGUAUUACCCUGACUAUUCUGACGUGAAGAUAGCGGUGGUUCAAGGUGGCAGGAUAAGGACUUCGAUAGACCAAGCAGCGAAACCAAUGAAAAUAUUGAGAGGGGAUUUAAUUACAGUGAUUCCUUUCUCGGACACGUUAAGCAUAGUGACAAUGAAUGGGACGGUGUUGAAGCAAGCCCUGGAGCACUCGGUGUCGACGUGGCGCCUAAUCGACAGCACUGGCAAUUUCCUUCAGAUGUCUGGCAUACAAGUGACAUACGAUUUAGCAGAGCCAGCGGGAUCUCGCAUCAUAGACGCAAAAGCUGCAUGUUCUCAAUGCGGAGAUCCCUCAAUUUCUGAAGUAAAAGACGACUACGUGUACAAAGUGUUUAUGCCGUCAUUUUUGGCCGAAGGUGGCGACGGCUACGUUAUGUUUGAGAAUCUAACAAAAGAAGUUAUUUCAUUCGACGAGUUGAAGUGCCUCUUCGAUUAUUUAGGCAAAUAUAGUCCAAUAAAGCCAGAAGUAUCAAAUCGUAUUACGCUACUGAAUAAGGACAAGCUUAAAAGUGAACCUCAUAGAAUAAAUAAUACAAAUAGAUUACUUGCAGUACCUAGUACUAUCUUAAGUAUAGUUCUGUUAUGCAAAGUAUUAUACUCAUGAUGAUAACUUAUUUACAAUUAGGGUAGAUUCAUAAUGUGAAUUUAGCAGUAUUUGUUUCUCUCGCUUGUAUCACCAAAAUUCAAAAACAGUGUUAAGAAAUACUC
This is a messenger RNA of Ostrinia furnacalis (Asian corn borer), 5455 nucleotides long. RefSeq lists its product as uncharacterized. Gene Ontology annotation, biological process: AMP catabolic process. Gene Ontology annotation, cellular component: plasma membrane. The record is from RefSeq and is a predicted model, not a curated record. The coding region runs from base 129 to 5351 and encodes 1740 amino acids. Gene Ontology annotation, molecular function: 5'-nucleotidase activity. NCBI's taxonomy places the organism in Eukaryota, Metazoa, Arthropoda, Insecta, Lepidoptera, Crambidae. The transcript is spliced from 7 exons.